AUGAUGUCAACACCAUGGUGGUGGAGCCUCAGCAAUCCGUCCGACAACGACCAGGUGGGCGGCGUCACCGGACCCGGCACUGAGGAAAGUGACGCCAAGAGCAACGUGUGCGAGUUCUGCAACAAGGCAUACCCGACGCGCGCCAAGCUGAAUGAAGCACGUGCGCGCGCACACGGCCGAGCGCAAGUUCCAGUGUGUCGAGUGCGGCAAGCUGUUCCGUGCUCAGGAUCAGCUGGCCGUGGCACGCCAAGUUCCAUAGCGGCGAGCGGGGCGCACGUGUGCGACUACUGUGGCAAGGGAUUCGUGCAAGUGGGUGAUCUCAACAAGCACCACCGUAUUCACUCUGGUGAAAAGCCCUUCUCGUGUUUGGAGUGCGGCAAAUGCUUCAAGCGCUCUGACGAGUUGAAGAACCACCAGCGCUUCCACACGGGUGAGCGGCCGUACAACUGCGAGUUCUGCGGCAAGAUGUUCACACAGAGCGGCGACCUGCGGCGGCACCGGCGUAUCCACACGGGCGAAGAGCCCUACUCGUGCGAGUUCUGCGGCGUCCGGUUCCGGCGAACGGACCAGCUGCGGGCGCACGUGGGCAUCCACACGGGCGAGAAGGGCCACAUGUGCAGCCUGUGUGGCCGCGGCUUCUCCUCGUCCGAGCUUCUGGCCAAGCACACCGUCUCGCACACGGGCGUGCGGCCACACGCCUGCCCGCACGCCGGCUGCGCCAAGUCCUUCUUCCAGGCGGAAGAUCUGGCCAAGCACAGUCUGGUGCACAGCGGCGUGAAGCCGCACGCCUGCGAGUUCUGCACCAAGCGCUUCGUGCGCGAGGACUCGCUCAAGGUGCACCGGCGCGUGCACACGGGCGAGCGGCCGUUCUGCUGCGAGGACUGCGGCCGCAUGUUCAUCUCGCAGAGCUACCUGAACUCGCACCGACGCAUCAUGCACACCAACGAGAAGCCGCACCGCUGCCAGACGUGCGGCAAGUGCUUCCUCACGCGGACCUUGCUCACCGUGCACACGCGCUACCACACGGGCGAGCGGCCGUACCAGUGCGACCAGUGCAGCAAGUCCUACAUCCAGCAGGGCGACCUGCAGAACCACCUGCGCACGCACACCGGCGAGCGGCCGUACGUCUGCAAGGAGUGCGGCAAGGCGUUCGCCUCGCGCUCCCAGAUGGGCGCGCACGGUCGGCGCGUGCACGGCGGCGCGCGGGCUUUCGCCUGCGAACAGUGCGGCAAGGAGUUCGGCCAGGCGCACGAGCUGCGCGCGCAUGAGCGGCAGCACGCGGACGUAGCGCGACCGUUCGGCUGCGCGUUGUGCGGCAAGACGUUCGCGCAGCAGGGCUUCCUGCGCAAGCACCAGCUGACACACGGCGAGCAGCCGGCGCCGGCCGUCGAGCCGAUGGUGGAGCUGUUCGUGAUGGACCUGCCGCCGGUGGCCGAGGCGGUGAUGUUUUCCGUGACGCGCGUCGCGGAGUGUGGUGAACGGGCGGACGUGCAGCUGGUUCAUUUCGUCAUCCCGGACGGUGUGCGUCCGAUUGACACUUGCUGCUCCAAACACGACAACGAAGACGACGACGACGACGACAACGACGAUGACGAGAGCGUGGAGGAAGAGGACGAUGAUGUGUACGAGACAAGAUGA
This is a messenger RNA of Pollicipes pollicipes, 1638 nucleotides long. Its product is annotated as oocyte zinc finger protein XlCOF6-like. Gene Ontology annotation, molecular function: DNA-binding transcription factor activity, RNA polymerase II-specific; sequence-specific DNA binding. The coding region runs from base 1 to 1638 and encodes 545 amino acids. The transcript has 7 exons. Gene Ontology annotation, cellular component: nucleus. The record is from RefSeq and is a predicted model, not a curated record. Gene Ontology annotation, biological process: regulation of transcription by RNA polymerase II. Lineage: Eukaryota; Metazoa; Arthropoda; Thecostraca; Pollicipedomorpha; Pollicipedidae.